Prorocentrum cordatum is the source of this 1065-nucleotide messenger RNA. NCBI's taxonomy places the organism in Eukaryota, Dinophyceae, Prorocentrales, Prorocentraceae. The record is from the annotation of a GenBank genome assembly.
UCUCCCCACCGAGGCGCGCGCGAUGCCCACGCUGCUCUUCUUUCACUCAGGGCGGGGCCAAGGUCGAGCACCCUGCAAACGGCUAAAACUGCUGCGCCGGCAGCAAGGGCAGCAGCGGCGGUGCAGUGCGAACGUGCAGGAGGCGCGCGCAGGCGCCUGGAAAGGGCAGGCGCCCAGAAGCCAAAGGCUUGCUGGGCGGUGCGAGGCGGAGAUGAGGCAGGAGGAGAAGGCGAGCGAAACAGGAGCGGCGAAGAGGAGGAGAAGGAGGAGGAGGAGGAGGCGAAGAGGCCCCAGGGGCCAAGCCGCCGCGCGAGCCGCUGGAGGGGCGGAGCUGGCGGGAAAGCGGCGGUGCCUGGCCCUAUUGGGCACUCGGCCAAGACGCUCGGAGCGUCUUGGCCGCAGGAGGAGUAUGGGGGAGGAUGGAGCAGAGGAGGGGAAGGAGGAACCAGAAGGAGGGACAGCGGGGUGGAGAGUCUGCGGCCAUCUGCUGCAAGUUCUGCCGUGCCGGGUGAGAAUCAGGGCGGCGGAGCCUCGUCUGCCUCGUGGCAGAGGUCCCAGCCAGCGCGCGCGCCGGAAAGGACGGGAGGAGAAGGAGGAGCAAGGGGGGGGAGGAAAGAGGAGGAGGAGGAAGAGCAACAAGAAGCACGCAUGAGGGGGCCAACGCGCACUUUGGUUUCGCCUCGUUAUGGCCGGCCUCAUUGUGCCUGGGAGUGCGGGCUCGAGCCGCAGCUGCAGCGGAGCAUGCUCUAACGAGGCACUGCGCGCCUCUGGCGCCCGCGGCCAGCACCGAGAGCGCUCGCGCUCACGCUCGGGGCCUCACCGCGGAGAGAGACGCACGGUGCUGGCAGCGAGCUUUCUCGACCAUUCUCCACGGUCUGGGCCUGGCUCCUGGAUCGGAUACAUGCCGCAACAUAGCCAAAGAGGACGGCGAGGGGAAGGUGGGGAGGAGGGGGGGGGAGGAGGCGAAGCCCAGGAGGGGGACAGGAGGACGCAGGUUGCUGUUGGCUGGCUCGCCCACCAAACAAAAAGGGAGCGGCUGCCAGCGGCCAGGCAUUCCCCCACUCC